This is a messenger RNA of Diaporthe citri, 1734 nucleotides long. RefSeq lists its product as uncharacterized. Gene Ontology annotation, cellular component: membrane. Lineage: Eukaryota; Fungi; Ascomycota; Sordariomycetes; Diaporthales; Diaporthaceae. The transcript is spliced from 3 exons. The record is from RefSeq and is a predicted model, not a curated record. Gene Ontology annotation, biological process: phosphate ion transmembrane transport. Bases 1 to 1734 code for a protein of 577 amino acids.
AUGGCUGCGCUUCCCCAGUUCGACUAUCUUUUCGCUAUUGGCACCAUAUUCUCGUUCCUCGAUGCGUGGAACAUCGGUGCCAAUGAUGUUGCCAACUCUUUCGCGACAUCAGUCGCCUCCCGAUCCCUUACGUUGAAGCAGGCCAUGGUCAUCGCUUCGUGUAUGGAGUUCGCCGGUGCCAUGGCCGUCGGUGCUCAGGUCACAGACACGAUCCGCACCAAGGUCAUCUCCACGAAGCUCUUCGAGUCCGACCCGUCCGUCCUCAUGCUCGGUAUGGUCUGCGCCAUCGUGGGGUCGUCCGUAUGGCUUACAAUCGCAACUCGCUUCACCAUGCCCGUCUCGACGACGCACUCCAUCAUGGGUGGCGUUAUAGGCGUGGGUAUUGCUGCUAUCGGUGCCGACGGUGUCAACUGGGAGUGGGAUGGUGUUUCCCAGGUCUUCGCGGCGUGGGCAAUUGCGCCGGGCAUUGCUGGGAUCUUCGCGUCCAUCAUCUUCCUCGCAACGAAAUAUGGAGUCAUGCGCAGGAAGAACCCGGUCAAGAUGGCUUUUAUCGCCGUUCCAUUUUACUUUUUCCUCACAUCGGCCCUGCUGACCAUGCUUAUCGUGUGGAAAGGUGGCUCGGCCAGGAUCGAUCUGGAGGACCGGGAGCUUCCUGGUCCCAUUCUCGGUGUGGGUGCCGGUGUCGCGCUUCUCGUCGUCGUGUUCUUUAUUCCGUAUCUCUACCGCAAGAUUCUCAAGGACGAUUGGCAGUUGAAGGGGUGGCAAGUCAUUGAAGGCCCUCUUCUACUCCGACGUCCCGAUCCACCAGCUCGUCCCGAGGGUGUCCAAGAGGGUGGCAUCCGAGACUAUUACGAGGGACAUUUGACCAGGGAUGAGCUUGACGCCAGGAGAGCUGCCGCGGGACACUCCAACGAUAUCGAGAGACACCCGAUAGGAGAGGGGGCCGAUGCCAACGAGAAGGGUAGUUCUGCCUCAGACAUCAUCCCGGCGCCUCGAGCCAACGAGAACUCCACGCUGAAGGACAAGCCGAUUGAUCCCAAGCUCGCCGCCCCACCAGGACCCUUGUACGCACCAGCUGUUGCGUUCUUCUGGGCAAAGUACUGGUUCUGGCAUGGUGUCGAUCAGGAGGUCGUGUCGGCCCAGGGAAAGAGGGACUUCCUCUCGGGCGACAUCGAAGCCAUACACGCUACCGGCGAACACUUCAACAACGAAGCUGAAUAUACCUACUCCUUCCUCCAGAUCCUCACCGCCUCCACCGCCUCCUUCGCACACGGCGCCAACGAUGUGUCCAAUGCAAUCGGCCCCUACACCACAAUCUAUUUCAUCUGGCAGACAGGAGAGAUCAACUCCAAGGUCCCCGUGCCGACCUGGAUCCUGGCCUUUGGCGGCGCGGCCAUCGUCGUCGGCCUCUGGACGUACGGCUACAACAUCAUGCGCGCGCUCGGCAACAAGAUCACCCUGCACUCGCCGUCGCGCGGCUUCUCGAUGGAGCUCGGCGCCGCCAUCACCAUCAUCAUGGCCACCAAGCUCAAGCUGCCCGUCUCGACCACCCAGUGCAUCUGCGGCGCGACCGUCGGCGUCGGCUUCUGCAACGGCACGUGGAGGAGCAUCAACUGGCGGAUGGUCGCGUGGAUCUACAUGGGCUGGUUCAUCACGCUGCCUUGUGCUGGUCUGAUCUCUGGCCUGCUCAUGGGUAUCGUCCUGAAUGCUCCUCGAUGGGGAACUGGUAUUUAG